Molecule: messenger RNA, 612 nt
Organism: Penicillium brevicompactum
Lineage: Eukaryota; Fungi; Ascomycota; Eurotiomycetes; Eurotiales; Aspergillaceae
Exons: 1
Coding region: 1-612 (203 amino acids)
Source: RefSeq, a predicted model, not a curated record
AUGCGCACCCAAUUCUUCAUCGCCGCCUUCCUCGCAUCGCUCGCCCAAGCCGAUGACGCUAGCUCCAGCAUCCGUGGCUACUUCUCCCCCGACUGGAAGGCCGGCUGGAAUGGCGCCUGGACAAGCACUGCUGCCAGUAUCGCCGGCAUCAACGCCGAAGCCACCACAUACCACGUUGGUUGCGUGAAAGACGCCCCCAAAUCGGCCUGCGACUUGGUUGAUUCGAUCACAAUCAUUCAGGGCGCAGCAACUGCCAGCUUCAACGCCAAAUACAUCGCCACCUCAUCCGGCACCGAUGGCUGGGACCUUACUGUCACCGAGACAUGGGACUGCUCUUUGGUGUCAACCACCGAGUCAGCUAGCUGCACCAUGAGCAUCAGUGCGGGCGGAUCCGCGUAUGGCGGCAAGACUUCUUCCUCUUCCUCUACCUCGGCAACCUACACAACAGCUCCCAUGAACGAGAAGUACUACAGUCUGACUGUGACUGGCGGUCUGGAAUCCUUCACUGCCCCCGCGGCAACCAAAACCCCGGAUGCUGCUGCCGCCGGACCUGCCGCCGCUCUGAUCACCGCUGCCCCCAUGGUUGCGGCUGCGGUGGCGGCUUUGCUUUGA